CAGCCCCGCCCGCCCCGCCGCAGCGCAGAGCGGCCCCCGCCCAGCAGCAGCGCCCGCGCCGGUCGCAGCCGAGCGCACCCGGCCCCUUCCGGGCGCGCCCCGCCGCCCAGCGACCCCCGCCCCGCCCGGCGUCUCCGCCCCUUCCCAGCCGGCCCCCUUUCGCGACCGGCCCGCGGCGUUCUGGCCCGCGCGGGACCCCUCCUCCAGGUGCUGUGGCGUUGCCAUGGCGUUUUCCGCUGCGGCCGGGGAGGCGGCGCGGCCUGGCCGGGCCUGAGUGACGGGGAGCCGCGGGGCCGCAGUCUCGCCGCACACCGACCCCGCUGGCUGAUCCCCCGCCUCCCCCUUCGCCGCCGCCGCCUGCCGCCGCCGCCGUUUCCCUCGACCCCGAGGUUCCGGCAGCGGCGGGCGGCGGCGGCGGGCGGCGGCGGGAGUGGGCGGCGGGGAAGAUGGCGGGGAACGGCGGCGGCGGCGGUUUGGCCGGCGCCGGGAGCGGGGAGAUCAUCCAGCUUAACGUGGGCGGCACCAGGUUCAGCACUUCAAGACAAACACUAAUGUGGAUUCCAGACUCCUUUUUUUCCAGUUUGCUGAGUGGAAGAAUUUCAACACUGAAGGAUGAAACUGGUGCUAUAUUUAUUGAUAGAGAUCCAGCAGCAUUUGCACCCAUUUUAAAUUUUCUUCGCACAAAGGAGUUAGACUUACGGGGAGUGAGUAUUAAUGUUCUCAGGCAUGAAGCUGAAUUCUAUGGAAUCACUCCUUUAGUAAGAAGGUUGCUUCUAUGUGAAGAACUGGAACGCUCAUCUUGUGGCAGCGUCCUCUUUCAUGGUUACCUGCCUCCUCCAGGCAUUCCCAAUCGCAAAAUAAAUAAUACUACUGGGCUACCGGCUGAUGUUAGAACUGGUCAAAACUGCUCUGAGAAUGAGAUUCGUGGAGGUGGUGUCCAGCCUACCCUUACUGGUACUGGGGAAGGUACAGUCAGACUAGGAUUCCCUGUGGACCCACGGAAAGUUCUGAUCGUAGCUGGCCACCACAAUUGGAUAGUAGCUGCAUAUGCCCAUUUUGCUGUUUGCUACAGAAUCAAAGAGUCUUCUGGGUGGCAGCAAGUGUUCACAAGUCCCUAUCUGGACUGGACAAUUGAGCGAGUGGCUCUCAAUGCUAAGGUGGUUGGAGGGCCUCACGGAGAUAAGGAUAAGAUGGUUGCAGUUGCCUCAGAGAGCAGCAUAAUCUUGUGGAGCAUUCAGGAUGGUGGUAGUGGCAGUGAAAUUGGAGUGUUCAGUCUUGGAGUCCCCGUAGAUGCCCUCUUCUUCAUUGGCAACCAGUUGGUGGCUACUAGCCAUACAGGGAAAGUGGGAGUGUGGAAUGCUGUGACUCAGCACUGGCAGGUUCAGGAUGUUGUCCCUAUCACAAGCUAUGAUACUGCUGGGUCUUUUCUGCUUCUGGGCUGUAACAAUGGCUCCAUCUAUUAUAUAGACAUGCAGAAGUUCCCAUUACGAAUGAAAGACAAUGAUCUUCUAGUGACAGAAUUGUACCAUGAUCCCUCCAAUGAUGCUAUAACAGCACUCAGUGUCUACCUCACACCUAAAACAAGUGUAAGUGGCAAUUGGAUUGAGAUUGCAUAUGGCACCAGCUCUGGAGCAGUGAGGGUGAUUGUACAGCACCCUGAAACAGUUGGGUCUGGACCUCAACUCUUUCAGACUUUCACAGUUCAUCGAAGUCCUGUUACAAAGAUCAUGCUCUCGGAGAAACAUCUUGUGUCAGUUUGUGCUGAUAACAACCAUGUACGGACAUGGACUGUAACUCGGUUCCGGGGCAUGAUUUCAACUCAGCCAGGCUCAACACCUCUUGCAUCAUUCAAAAUCUUGUCCCUGGAGGAAGCAGAGAGUCACGGCAGUUACUGUUCUGGAAAUGACAUUGGACCCUUUGGUGAGCGUGAUGAUCAACAGGUCUUUAUUCAAAAAGUUGUUCCCAUCACCAAUAAGCUUUUUGUGAGGCUGUCUUCUACUGGGAAAAGAAUCUGUGAGAUCCAGGCAGUUGACUGCACUACCAUAUCGUCGUUUACUGUGAGGGAAUGUGAAGGAUCCAGCAGAAUGGGCUCCAGGCCACGCCGCUACCUCUUCACUGGCCAUGCAAAUGGCAGCAUCCAGAUGUGGGACCUGACCACAGCUAUGGACAUGGUUAAUAAGAGUGAAGACAAGGAUGUUGGAGGUCCAACAGAGGAAGAGCUGCUGAAGUUGCUUGACCAGUGUGACUUGAGUACGUCUCGCUGUGCCACACCCAACAUUAGUCCUGCCACCUCAGUAGUUCAGCCAAACCGACUGCGGGAAUCUAAUUCCAGCCUCCAAUUGCAGCAUCAUGAAACAAUCCACGAAACAGCCACGUAUGGUUCUGUGCGACCUUACAGAGAAAGUCCCCUGUUGGCAAGAGCAAGGCGGACAGAGAGCUUUCACAGUUACCGGGACUUCCAGGCUUUUAACUUAUCCAGCAAAAGUCCAGUAGAAAAGGCAUCUGCUGCAAAUGGCAACUCAAGCCAGACAGAGGCUAGGAAGGCAACAGCGGAGGGCAGUGCAGCUGACAGGAAGGCAGUUGUGACAACAGCACUUGAAGUGCGAGGCACUGGCAUGACAGAUGCAGGUGGGUGUUGCAGUUCAGAGGUUCACCGGCUGCCAGAGAGUUCUCUGGAUCUCAAAAGAAGAGGGCCAGACGAGGAGAGCGAAGCCAAAGCAGAGAACAAAAAGAAAAUGGGGUUUGAAGGAGCUGGGUUCCUGGGAAGGAAGAAGGUGCCUCUCCUGGCCUCUGCCCCACCAAUCCUUGCAGAAGGUGGGCCUGAAUUACCUGGUGCAGCUUCUCCAUCACCUACAAAGACAGCUGCUUCACCACGUCACCGGAAGAAUGACUCAUCCUGCCAAGACUAUGGCUUGUGAAAAUGUGGCUGGUUGCAAAGGAGAGGUGCAGGUGCCCUCUGGCCAGUAGCAGACGUAACACUGUGUGGUGUGGGUUUCUUCUUGAGUGGGGUUUUGUUCUGAUGUCCAGAAUGAAACUUGCAAGGAAGCAGGUUAAAAGAAAGCACCUGGCUGCUGCCAAACAUUUGAUGAGUCCUCCACAUUAUGUAUGGCUUUAUGUGAUAUUCCAAAAUGUAGUACGGUACUUGGUCCAAAAUAUUGUUGUGCAUUCUUGCGUAAACAUGGUCAGGCAUGUGCUAUAUGUUGUGAUUAUUUUUGUUCGGGGGGGAAGGGAGGGUAAGAGAGGAAUACAUAGUUGCUUAAUGGAAGAUGUCUUUUAGACACAGCCAUGCACUACUCUGCAGAGCUGCUGCUGUCUUGGCUGGUUUCUGCCUAAUUUACAGGGCAGCCUCCAUAGUCUUGUUUUAUGAAUGGGAUGAAUAUGGCACCCUUGCUCUGUAUGCUGCUGACUGAGAUCUGAAAUGUUUUGUCCAGAUUAAGGAGGAAGCUAUUUAAAAUAGCAUAUUAUAUUGCCUCUUAUUGCUAAUAAAUUGCCAGAAAGUGUU
Messenger RNA from Dromaius novaehollandiae (emu), 3502 nucleotides. It is a transcript of the gene KCTD3, whose product is annotated as potassium channel tetramerization domain containing 3. The record is from RefSeq and is a predicted model, not a curated record. The transcript is spliced from 18 exons. Lineage: Eukaryota; Metazoa; Chordata; Aves; Casuariiformes; Dromaiidae. The coding region runs from base 447 to 2918 and encodes 823 amino acids. Gene Ontology annotation, molecular function: protein binding. Gene Ontology annotation, biological process: protein homooligomerization.